UCACGCUAUUGGUCAGAAACCACCGAAGCACCUCCUGCUUAGCUGCAUGCUCAUGUCAGAGAAGGAUAUCAUAAAGCGAUACUAGCGUUGUCUGAUGUGGAGCAGGAUAUUGAAGCCUCGGGUGAUUGGGAGAACAGCUUUCUAUUGGAGGAGUCUCUUCACCAUGCAGCUGAAGACCAGUGAGUUCAAGUCUCUGUUCAGUGAGGGGCUGAAGGGACUAGCAGAGUUGUUUGGGAAGCACCAGCAUGAGCUGAGGAUCGCUGGCGGCGCGGUGCGGGACCUGCUGUCUGGGAAGCGGCCUGACGAUGUGGACUUUGCCACCACAGCAACUCCAGAGGAGAUGAAGCAAAUGUUCCAGAAAGCUGGCAUCAGGAUGAUCAACAACAAAGGAGAGAAACAUGGGACCAUUACAGCAAGACUACACAAUGAGAACUUCGAGGUGACCACGUUGCGGGUGGAUGUUCAGACGGAUGGACGUCACGCAGAGGUGGAGUUCACCACGGACUGGCAGAAAGACUCUGAGCGCAGAGACCUCACCAUCAACUCCAUGUUUUUAGGGCUUGAUGGCACAUUAUACGACUAUUUCCAAGGAUACGAAGACCUGAAGGAGCGCAAAGUCCGCUUUGUUGGCAGCGCUGAACAAAGAAUCCAAGAGGACUACUUGAGAAUACUGCGCUAUUUCAGGUGGGCUGUCUCUAUUUCCCUUUAACCUUGUCCCGACCGCCACGACCCGAAGACGCUGGUCGCCAUCCGGGAAAACAGUCGUGGCCUUGCAGCGAUAUCUGGAGAACGGAUUUGGACGGAGCUGAAGAAGAUGGUUGUUGGUAACCAUGCUGAUCACCUGCUGGAGCUGAUGUACAGUCUGGAGCUGGUCCAGUACAUAGGUUUGCCUCCAGAUGGCAACGUGGAGGAGAUUAAGCGAGUGUGGCAGAAAGCCAAAGACCACUCUCCCAAGCCCAUGACCAUCCUGGCUGCUCUCUUCCGCCGCCCGGAGGAGGUGGAGAGGAUGGACCUCCGGCUGAAGGUAUCCAAGGAGGAAAAGACCCUGGCUCUGUUCCUGGUCAAAUACAGACGGGAGCUGUGCAAGAGCAGAGAGGAGCCGGACAGCCUGAAACCCUUCACUGACUUCAUCAUCGACAGUCGAGAGCUGGACACCCAGAGUAAAGUGUGUGAGCUGCUGAAGUAUCAGGGUGAGGAGAAGCUGCAUGCGGAGCUCAGCGGGUGGUCCGUCCCUCGCUUCCCCGUCAACGGGCACGACCUCCGGAGGAUGGGCAUCACGACGGGAAAGGAGAUCGGCUCCACCUUACAGGACCUCCGCGACGUCUGGAAGCAAAGCGGCUAUCAGAUGGACAAAGAUGAACUCCUCAGUCACGUGAAGUCGUGAUUUGAGGAGGAAAGUGGCUUUUGUCCUGUCGCACCAUAAUGGUUUGGCUGCUGUAAUUGUGCUCUUCAAGAGUAUUGAUUGAGACGUUUUAGUUGGAGAAUUAACGGACACGACAAGAAAUAUGACGAUCAGAGCUGCUGAUUUCAUUCUAAAGUAGCCCUAUUUUGUUCUCCAUCACCAUAUAAAGAGAUCACAACAUGCAUAUGAGGAAAAAUGUGUACUAGAAACAGCUUUUUAAUAUAAUUUGAUAUAUAAGUUUGGUUUUGUCUCCUCAGUUGAACUGCAGAUGUGUAUCAUUUCUGAAAAGAACAUGCUCUAUAAAUAGGUUGUACUUUUUAUUGAAAAUACUGAAAUGGUGAUUGUUGUGUUAAGGCAUGCAGUGCAGAAUACAACUCAGUGUGUG
This is a messenger RNA of Notothenia coriiceps (black rockcod), 1787 nucleotides long. RefSeq names its product tRNA nucleotidyl transferase, CCA-adding, 1 (gene trnt1). Gene Ontology annotation, biological process: mitochondrial tRNA 3'-end processing; tRNA 3'-terminal CCA addition. Gene Ontology annotation, cellular component: mitochondrion. The record is from RefSeq and is a predicted model, not a curated record. Gene Ontology annotation, molecular function: nucleotidyltransferase activity; tRNA binding. NCBI's taxonomy places the organism in Eukaryota, Metazoa, Chordata, Actinopteri, Perciformes, Nototheniidae. The transcript has 8 exons.